UUAACCCAAUCCGAUCACCUGCCACCACCCACCUACGAACGAAGACGAACAAUGGCUGGGACUCACCGCCGCUUCAUCCUGGUAUCCCUCGCCGUCGUGCUGCUGUUGCCGCGCGCCACGGCGUACCCGUGGCAAGUGUGCGGCAAGACAGCCAACUUCACGGCCAACAGCACGUACCAGGCCAACCUCGACGUCCUCGCCGCGGCGCUGCCAAAGAACAUCUCGUCGUCCCCUGACCUCUUCGCCACCGCCGUCGUCGGCUCCGCCCUGGAUCAGGUCUCGGCUCUCGCGCUCUGCCGCGGCGACGCCAACGCCACGACCUGCUCCAGCUGCCUCGCCAUGGCGUUCCAGGAGGCGCAGAACCUGUGCGCCUACGACAAGGACGCCGCCAUCUAUUACGACCCCUGCGCCCUCUACUACUCCUCCAACGUCAGCUUCCUUUCCUCCUCCGUCGACAGCGUCACGUCGACGACGAGCCGCAUCAACUACCAGAACGUCACGUCGGACCAUGCUCGCUUCAACCGCCAGGUGGCCGCGCUGGUGAACGCCACCGCCGACUACGCCGCGUACAACUCCACGCGGCGUUACGCGGCUGGGGAGGCCGACCUCGGCGCCGGCGAGUUCCCCAGGGUGUACAGCUGGGCGCAGUGCACGCCGGACCUGACGCCAGCGCAGUGCCGGGGUUGCCUCGCCGACAUCGUUGCGAAAUUUCCAAGGCUGUUCACUGACCGCAUCGGAGGGAGGACGCUUGGGGUCAGGUGCAGCUACCGGUACGAGAUUAACCCCUUUCUCAAUAGUCCGGUGAUGGUGCGGCUGGCUGCGCCACCGAGCUCGGAAGCGCCUGCGCCGGCCGUUGUGCCCACGGGUUCAAAUUCAGCGGCGGCCGCCGGAAGAGGUGAGAAGUUCAUUGUUACUGGCACGGUCCUUGUGAUUGUGCUCCCUACUAUCGCGGCUUUGUUGGUAAUCAACCUCCUUGUUUGGCUCUGUAUCUGGAGGAAGAUGAGGAGGAACCAACAACCUCAUUCUGUUGCACUAACAUUACAAGCUUCAACAGAUUCCAUAAACUCUGCUGAACCGGAGAACAUUGAAACUGUAGAGUCGAUGCUCAUCGACAUUUCUACGCUGCGAGCCGCGACUGGGGGUUUUACGGAAAGCAACAAGCUAGGCGAAGGAGGGUUUGGUUCAGUGUACAAGGGAACUCUACCGGAUGGCUAUCAAAUAGCGGUGAAGAGGCUCUCCAAGAGUUCGACGCAAGGGAUUGGGGAGCUGAUGAAUGAGCUUGCUUUGGUCGCAAAGCUUCAGCACAAGAACCUCGUCAGGCUGGUUGGCGUCUGCUUAGAGCAGGAUGAGAGGCUGCUCGUCUACGAGUUCGUCCCCAACCGGAGCCUUGACCAGAUUCUAUUCGAUGCCGAGAAACGAGAACAACUCGACUGGGGAAAGAGGUACAAGAUCAUAAACGGAAUCGCACGAGGCCUGCAGUACCUCCACGAAGACUCCCAGCUCAAAGUAAUCCACCGUGACCUCAAGGCAAGCAACGUCUUGCUUGACACCAACAUGAACCCCAAGAUUUCAGACUUUGGUCUGGCGAAGCUCUUCGGGAGCGACCAGACGCAGGGCGUCACGAGCCGUGUCGUCGGAACAUAUGGGUACAUGGCACCGGAGUACGCGUUGCGCGGGAACUACUCCGUCAAAUCGGAUGUGUUCAGCUUCGGCGUCAUGGUUCUGGAGAUCGUGACGGGAAAGAAGAACAACGACUCCUACCUCUCCCAGCAAUCCGAAGAUCUGUUGACUCUUGUGAGUGCUGUAAAUAUAUUCUUGGUCACUGUUUGCAGAUCUAGGAGCACACAUUUCAGUACAGUGUGGGAGCACUGGACGGCCGGAUCGAUAUGCGAGCUGAUAGACCCGGGCAUGGGAGACACUUUCUCCCGGAGCGACGCACUGCGGUGCAUCCACAUCGGGCUGCUCUGCGCGCAGGGUGACCCGGCAGGCAGGCCGGUGAUGUCGUCGGUGAUCAUGAUGCUGGGUAGCGACACGGUGUCUCUACAAGCCCCGCCCAAGCCGGUGUUCUACGCUAGGCAAAACGGCGGCCGCAGCUCAGGCACGUAGUUCAGCAUGUCGACGCCGUCGGGUUAGAGUCAGUCCUACAAUCUCUGGUUCUCUGACUCCAGUUGACUCAGGUUAAGAACAACGUUGCUGUUGGUUUGUAGUGUGGAUGGGACUGUUUGGAUGAGAAACAUUUCUCUGCAAAGUUCUGUUGUGAGCCCCUCAGAGUUUCUUAAUGAGUGCCCCUAUGAGUUUCUUUUAGAGCCUGCUCUCCAUUUAGGAUCAAAUAAUAUUUCAGGUGUAGGGUGUUGGUCGCCAUUGUAGUGGCACACUGGUCACUUUUUUUCGAGAAUUUGGUCAGGUUGGUCCUUGGAUGAUAGAAAAAUUACAAGAAAUUUGUCAGGUUGAUCU
Molecule: messenger RNA, 2454 nt
Organism: Lolium rigidum
Lineage: Eukaryota; Viridiplantae; Streptophyta; Magnoliopsida; Poales; Poaceae
Product: cysteine-rich receptor-like protein kinase 6
Exons: 7
Coding region: 52-2106 (684 amino acids)
Biological process (GO): protein phosphorylation
Molecular function (GO): protein kinase activity; ATP binding
Source: RefSeq, a predicted model, not a curated record